Molecule: messenger RNA, 369 nt
Organism: Arabidopsis thaliana (thale cress)
Lineage: Eukaryota; Viridiplantae; Streptophyta; Magnoliopsida; Brassicales; Brassicaceae
Exons: 3
Coding region: 1-369 (122 amino acids)
Source: RefSeq, marked reviewed
AUGCUGCCAUCUAAGAACCUCAUGAGAUACCAAGCUAACCAAAUGGAGCAUUCUUUACAUAGGAAAGCACUACGUAAUGAAUUCAUAGUGGCUUUUAUGCAACCAUUUGGAGGGAUGAAGGAGUUGCACCAAAAUUUGGAUAUUACUGCAAUCAGUGAGUUAAGUAGCUGGAACCGAAUGCAAAAGGACGAAGACGUUUACAACUUUUUCGAGCCCGAGUUGAUCAAGAAAACUAAGUCGCCUCCUUCUUCAGGUAGUGACUCCCCCAAGAAGUUUGUUUCUUUGUAUCUUUUUGUCACUAUCUUCCCUCUAUUCCCUAAUGGAUUUAUAAACUUUUUCCUCAAGAAUCUUUCUUGUGUUAGAAGCUAA